AUGUUCAAGAUCUUUGUUGCUCUGGCAGCAUUGGUGGCUGUGGCAGCCGCAGCUGAUGAUUACUACGCAUAUCCCAGCUACAAGUUCGAGUAUGGAGUAAAGGAUCCUCACACCGGAGACCACAAGAGCCAGUGGGAACAUCGGGACGGAGAUGUCGUCAAGGGAGCUUACACCCUGCACGAGGCUGACGGAACUGAGCGAGUAGUUGAGUACUCGUCCGACAAGCACAACGGCUUCCAAGCUCAUGUGAAGCGAGUGGGCCAUGCUCACCACCCGGAAGUGUAUGGACACCAGGGAGGAUAUGGUGGAUCAUACGAUCAUGGAUACGGUCACAGCUACAGCAAGCUGCAUAAGUAUAAUUAAAUAAAGAGAUUAGAUCUU
Molecule: messenger RNA, 381 nt
Organism: Anopheles coluzzii
Lineage: Eukaryota; Metazoa; Arthropoda; Insecta; Diptera; Culicidae
Product: cuticle protein 19-like
Exons: 2
Coding region: 1-363 (120 amino acids)
Cellular component (GO): extracellular matrix
Source: RefSeq, a predicted model, not a curated record